AUGACUUCGAAUGCGAAUUGUCGUCCGACCAGUGCACUCUCUGCAUCGUCUACUUCCAGCUGUGCAUUAAAUUCCCCUUCUAUUUCCAGUCUCACUUCAUUACUCCCGCUUGCUUCGGAAAACCGAUCUUGUGGACCACUUCAAAAGCAGUCCUCAACAUCGUAUUUCCCAGUGAGCCAGACACCUUUAUCGCCAAUCGAGACUUCAGCUGCACUUCCUCCUGCACAAGUGCCGUCCCUCUCUUUUCACCAUCCACCUCCACCGCCCCAGUUUCUGCCACCGGCAUCAUCUCAUUCAGCAGUCGUCUCCAACAGCAAUUCGGUAUCGCUUUGCCGUACAUCCUCUCUGUUGGCGUUCUGGCCCGAUGGCAGCGAGAGUAGUCAGAGCGAGAAUAGCGAAGAAAGUACUCAUCCGGCUGGUCGCUCACCAAAUGGUCUCAAGCUUCGGUCUACAUAUGAUUUCCCUGCCUCAGGGAGACUAAAACAGAAAAUUUUUGAGUCGACCACGCCGAUUACGACGGCUUCAACAGCAACAGCUGUCGCUCCAGAGGCUGCUUCAAUUGGUGUUGCACAGUCCUUGCUACUUGCAGGUCUCGAGCGCACAGCUUCGUCAACCAUUAUAGACACACAGAUAAACGAAUCAGCAUCCCGCCGACAUGCUCGACGGCCCCACCGGCAAACACAUUCUGCUGAGAGCAGUCCGACUAAGGUUCUGGCCAGUUUUCUUCAGGUGCCUGAGGCUGGUGGUGGAGUGAUGACACGACGCAUGUCCGAACGCCAACUCAGGCGUUCCUUAACCUCAACAGACACAUCUGAAAUCCGAAAUGAAACAAUAUCAUUGGCAACUCAAACUUCCAAGGUAGUGGCCGAGAUGGCCUCCUCUAGAGACCAGUUCUCUUGUUCGGGUCCACUUCGCCCUUUGCCUUCGCUUCCUCUCUCUCGGCGCCGUAUCGUGUCUUUUACGGUCCUUGAGAACUCUGACUCCUCCGAUGUCUCUUCUGAAUCCUCAUUCUCUCCUUCGCUUUCUCUCUCUUCUUCUCUGCCUUCUCCUUCUCCCUCUUCCAAUUCGAUUGAUUCCACUUCAGACGCUCCUCUUGGCAAGUUUACCCGCGGCCGGAUCCGUAAGACUAUUUUACCAGAGCGUGCAGAACAAACUGAUCAAAAUCCUCCCGUUCUAUCUGCAGCUUCUCCCUCCCUUACUCAUGUAUCUCCCUCCAUCUCUGCUUCCUCUGCCGGAACUUUGGAGCCUCAGGAGACUGAUAUAUGA
Messenger RNA from Protopolystoma xenopodis, 1266 nucleotides. The record is from the annotation of a GenBank genome assembly. Lineage: Eukaryota; Metazoa; Platyhelminthes; Monogenea; Polystomatidea; Polystomatidae.